AUGAAACCUGGUAAAAGUGCAGAACUAGAUCAAGUAAUGAUGAGGUGGUUUAAGUUGCGUGAAAGUGAAGGAGUCGACCUGUCAGGUGAUCUUGUGAAGGAACAAGCAAAACUAUUUCAUGAAGAACUCGGACUGGAACAUCAGUGCGAUUACAGUGAAGGAUGGUUGCAGCGUUUUAAGGAACGACAUGGCUUAAAAGUUUCGUGCAGUGUGGCGAAAAAAAGAUCAGCUGACAAGGAAGCAGCUGCAAAAUUUGUUGACGAGUUCACCAAGUUGGUCAGUGAUAAAAAUUUAAGUCCUGACCAGGUCUAUAACGCAGAUGAGACUGCACUCUUUUGGAAAUUUACACCCAAAAGAACACUGAAAUCGGAGGAUACAGAAUCGCCGACAGGUUAUAAAGCAUCGAAAGAUCGUGUUACUGUGCUGGGCUGCUCCAAUGCUGCAGGAACACACAGGUGUAAGUUGCUGGUCAUCGGUAAAAGUUUACGUCCUCGAGCUUUCAAAGGUAUGACACAUUUUCUUGUAAAUUACCGUGCCAAUAAAAAAGGUUGGAUAACAACUGAACUGUUAUUGGAUUGGUUUCAGAACUGCUUUGUCCCAGAAGCAAGAGUUCAUUGUGACUCUGUUGGCUUGGACCGUAACUGUAAGAUAAUGCUUAUUUUAGAUAACUGCUCCGCUCAUCCAAAAGCAGAACUCCUGGUAAAGAACAAUGUUUUCGGUAUCUAUCUUCCACCUAACUGCACUUCAUUGAUUCAACCCCUGGACAAUGGCAUAUUACGUUCAUUAAAGUCGAAAUAUCGCACACAUUUUAUGAGGCGCCUGCUGAGUGAAGUUAAUCCUGGGAAGCCUGUACGUGAGUUUAUUCGUGAAUAUAAUAUGAGAGAUGUGGUUUACUGUGUUGCUAAUGCUUGGAAAUCUGUAGAGCCAGCCACACUGAAACAUGGAUGGCACAAAUUGUGGCCAGGGUUAACAUAUGAGACAGCACCUGAUGAAGAUCGUGAACCAAACUUUAUAGGAAUUAGGCUUUCAAUCCUGCUGCGAAGGAUCUUGUAUCUAGACUGGAUGAAGAUAACAUUGAAGAAUGGAUGA
Limulus polyphemus (Atlantic horseshoe crab) is the source of this 1089-nucleotide messenger RNA. Its product is annotated as jerky protein homolog. The record is from RefSeq and is a predicted model, not a curated record. Gene Ontology annotation, cellular component: nucleus. Gene Ontology annotation, molecular function: DNA binding. Lineage: Eukaryota; Metazoa; Arthropoda; Merostomata; Xiphosura; Limulidae.